AUAUCUGAUCCUUUCAAAGCCCAGUGGAUUAAAGUAGUUCCGACUCCCAACAAUGGUUCCACAGAGCUUGUCAGACUCCAUCAUAAACAGGUGUGAUGUUCUAUUAAUAUCAAUAACACAUUUUAAAGUUAUUUUGCAACAUUUAUGUUACAAAAUAUUUAAAUAAUUUUGAUAAUUAUUUCUUUUCACUCAUUAAUCUUUGACUUAUAUCCAUCUUUAGGCUGAAGGGGAUGACCUCUUAUGGUUCAUGUUUCAAAAGACAAAGUACUCGUACGAUGCAGAAGAGCACAAGCGAUUUGUCCCUCUUUCUUUUCCCAUCGAUCAGUCAGUGGGCUUUUACAUGGAAUGUAAGGGAUAUCAAGAGGAUGAGGAAGUUACAGCAGCUGAAAAGAAGUUUGGCAAGAAUUCGUAAGUUUAAGUUUUCUAAAGCGUUUAAUCUUAACCUCAUUAAUAAAUUAAUUCAAACACUAUAUUCCUGAAUGAUUUUCCUUAUUUAUCAUUUACUUAUUAAUUCGUUAUUGGGGCUUGUCUGAUGAGGCAGAUUCUGGCACAAAUGUCUUUGUGCGCAAGGUGCAAGGGAUGGAUAAGACAUCUCCAGGUGCAUAGUUAACUAGGGCUUUUCUUGAUUUUCUUUUGGGCUCUGCUGCAGCUGUUCUGUUGACAUCAUGUUGCAUUGAACCUUACUGUAGGGAAGAGUGCCACAAGUCUUUAUCCGCAAAAGUAAAAAUAUAUAUACUUAUUUAAUGAUCUAUUACUUAACUAUUGUUUAGCUUUAUCAAAAAUUCAUUCAAGUAUUUUAAUUACCUGAUGAUUUCAUUUCAGCAUGGUUAUGGACAUUCCAAAAUUCAUGGAACUCUUUAGGGAGAGAGCCACAGCCCCUUUCUUUGUAUUUCAAGUAUGAAUGAUAAAUUACUUUCCAAUUUUUUCUCCAUGUUUUUAAAAGAAACAUUUUAUUGGAUCAAACUUAUUGAAUCCAAUGUGUAGUCCAACUUUUUUUUUUUAGUCUUCUUUUUUAAUAUAUAUAUAUAUAUAUAUAUAUAUAUAUAUACUAAUAUUAAUUAUUGACUAAAAUGUAAAAUGAGCCACUUUCCCUUUGUGUGUUAUGUGUUUGAAAGAGUUCAAAUACUGUUGUUUCAUAUAAAAAUGUUUUUUUUUUUUUUUGACUUUUUUUUUAAUAUAUAUAUAUAUAUAUAUAUAUAUAUAUACUAAUAUUAAUUAUUGACUAAAAUGUAAAAUGAGCCACUUUCCCUUUGAGUGUUAUGUGUUUGAAAGAGUUCAAAUACUGCUGGUUCAUAUAAAAAUGAUUUGAAAUCUAUUUGUUUAUAUUUAAAUACAACUAUUACCCUAAUAUAAUCCACAUACCAGGUGUUUUGUGUAGGAUUAUGGUGCCUGGAUGAAUACUGGUACUACUCCGUGUUCACCCUCUUCAUGCUCAUUGCUUUUGAGGCUACACUAGUCCAGCAACAGCUGCGCAACAUGGCUGAAAUUAGGAAAAUGGGAAACAAGCCUUAUCUUAUACAGGUAACACUCUUAUUUUGUAUUGUGGGUUAUUAAAUUAGCCUUAAAUGUGUUUGCCGUCAUUAAAACACUAUAAAAAUGAAGUAAUGAGGGAGUAAAACACAUUACCAAAAUAUGUCAACUAGUUUUAACAUUGGUUACAAGUUUGACAUCUUUCUUUAUUAUUGUUCCAGGUGUACAGGAAUAGGAAGUGGAUCAAAAUAAUGACAGAUGAAUUACUUCCUGGAGAUAUUGUAUCUAUAGGUAAAUGAAGAUCAUAAGGAAAUGUAUGUAAUAAAAAAAAACUACUAUAAAUAUUUUUUCGGGCACAGUUAUCCAAAAAUCUCUUCCUUUAUUGACCUAUUAAUUUUAGAUUUAGUAUGAUUUAAUAAUUUUUAACAUUGGUUUAUUUUCUUCUCAGUUCGUUCUCAAGAAGAAAAGAUUGUACCAUGUGAUAUGUUACUUCUUCGUGGACCCUGUAUUGUUGAUGAAUCUAUGCUGACUGGCGAAUCUGUUCCUGUUAUGAAAGUAAGCUCUCUUUCAAGAGAAUUAUUUUACCUUGUUUUCUCAUAAAUUUAGUUUAUAAAAUAUGUCCUAAUAACUAAUUUAUCCAGGGCUUCAUUUCUGCAAUAGGUGAUUGAUCUUUAGAGUGUAAUGGCUUAUUAUUACAUAAUAAAGUUUUUUAACAGUAAAACAAUUUUAAAAAUAUGUUUCUGUUUGUUGACAGGAACCUGUUGAAAAUCUAGAAACAAAUCACUAUCUGAAUUUAGAGCAAGAUGGAAAACUUCAUGUUUUGUUUGGCGGCACCAAAGUAGUUCAGCACACACCCCCAAGUAAAUCAGGUCCUGGUUUGAAAGGUAAUUUAGAGGGGACAAAAUGUUGUUCAUUAAAACCUGGGAUUAUAGUUUUUUAGAAACCAAAAGGAUUUAUUUACUGUGACAUUUCACCAGCAAUGAACUCCAAAAAUGAGUGGACACAAAAAUCCAACUCCAAAAAUGAGUGGACCCAAAUAGAAAGUAAAUGUUUGUAGCAUUACACCAUUUUUAAUUUAAAAAAAUGAAAGAAACUGCAGCUGCAAAAGUUUUUCUUGUUUGUUUUUCCAGCAAGUGACAAUGGCUGCAUAGCUUAUGUGCUGCGUCACAGUUUCAAUACAUCUCAGGGUAAGCUGCUCCGCACCAUUCUGUUUGGUGUCAAACGAGUCACUGCCAACAACCUAGAGACAUUUUUCUUCAUUAUGUUCCUUCUGGUGUUCGCCAUCAUAGCUGCCUCCUACGUGUGGAUCAAGGGUAAGCCUUUCAUUGAAUGUGAAGAGGAUUAGAAAUAGCCAAGGCUUAGAAGAAGAUAUAAAUAGUAUCAGUCUGCUGAAAGUUAAAUGUUAAAGCAUUAUUUUAACAAUUGAAUGAGAUUUCGGGGACGAGGGGUAAAGUGACUCAUAUAUGAUAUCAUGGAAAUGGAUAGUUUCAAUAAAACUUAUGUUUGUUCCAAAAAUUCUUAUCAAAGAACAAAAUUAAUAUUUGUAACUUAACUCUAGUAUAGAUUAAUAAUUGUCUGAUUGCAGGUACUGAAGAUCCAACAAGGAAUCGAUACAAGCUCUUCUUAGAGUGUACUCUAAUCCUAACAUCAGUUGUUCCCCCUGAAUUACCUAUAGAGUUGUCCUUGGCAGUUAACACUUCAUUGUUAGCCCUUACCAAGUUGUGUAAGUUUAUUCAUGAACUCUGAGAUUCCCAUGUUUUAAAUGUUCUUUUCAAUCCUAUAGCUGUCAUGUUCAUAACAUCUGAUCAUCUGUGGCGUCAUUAAAAAGGCUAAUGAUUUAAUGUAUAUUGGUUAAGGGGAAAACAUUAUAUAAAUGACUUUGCUUCCUAUUUCCAUUACUAUCUGUGUGUUAACAUGCAUUUAACAGGGUUUUUUUGUGUGAUUAAUCCCAAAUUUUUACCAUCAUAUUGUCCGACGCCGGAGAGUUACAACACAGAAUUUCUUUAUUGGAAUUAUUUCAAAUAGAUUAAAAUGAAAACAAAUAUUUCAGAGAUAUACCAUGUGCUAGUAAUGACAGUAUUAGCUCUAGUGGUAGUGGGACAUAAGAGUCUGAUACAGACAAUUUUAGCCCUUAGCUUAGUUGUAUUACUAUUGAUAAAUUUGUUGGGAAAGGGUGGAAAUCGAACAGAAUAAGACCAAGAUUGGAUCACAAAGAUCUACCCAAAAGACAUUGAUGUUUGUGUAUGAUCUUUAGUAUUAAUUUAUAAAAAAUUAGAUCUAAUAACUUCAUUUGAAAAGGAAUUUUUGAACUUAUUUUGUGUCUCCCCCCUUGGAUUUUGUAUGACGGUAGGGAAUGAAAAAGAUUCACCAAUAUUACAAUUUUCAAUAUAAGUUGCUAUAACUUGCUAUAACUAUAAAUUUCUUCUAGUUUCUCAAAAAAAUUGAUUUUAUGCUAUGUUGAUCAAUUCAUUGGGUAUUUAGGGUGAGUUGAAAUCAGAAGUUCUCAAAUUUUGCUAACUCUGAAAAGGUCAAUAUAAACAUACAUAAUAUAAAAACAACUUCUUUUUCAUACCAUAAGAUACCUUGUCCAAUGUACUUUCUGAAAAGGUAUACUUGAUAGGGUCUUUAAAUUAAUUUAGUCGGGGAUUUUGUCAUUUUUGACAAGCAUAUGAAAAUGCUAAAAAAUGGCGUGAAGCUACAGAAAAACGAUCUUGACAGUUAUAGUGUUAAGGAAUACUUUUGUCAACAAAUAUUGUAUAAGAUUAUUUACAUUUCUAAAGGACCUAUAACUAGCAAGACUUAGAAUUUAUAAUCCAUAUCAGUACAUUAAAAAAAUGUAUUGAAUUGUUUGUGUGUGUAAAAGUUAGUCUAAUGGAAAUGUUAUUCUAUCAUACAGUUAAAGAUUGGUCAUAUUUUAUGUGCAACUCGGAGUAUUGUAUGACUCUAUUUUCAUAACUUUUUUUACUGGAAAUGUAAUUUUGCUUUGAUUUUGAUUUUACCGCCAGAUGUUUACUGUACAGAACCAUUCAGAAUACCUUUUGCAGGAAAGAUUGACAUCUGCUGUUUUGACAAAACAGGAACUCUAACCAGUGAUAACCUUGUUGUAGAAGGGGUGACUGGUCUUAAGUAAGUGUAAACUAAAAUAAUAUACAUUUGCUUAUUGAGGGUUUGGUUGUCAUUAUUUUUGCAUACUUUCCUUAAUCCUGACAUUGAAAAUAUUUUAAUUAUGUUAAUUUUUACUGAUGAUUCUUGCUCCUAUCAUGCAUAUUUAUUUUAUUCUCUUAAAAUAAAGUUGGAAAAAAUUGUUUAACAAAUUAUGUAAUAAAACACACUAUGUUGGAAAUUUAAUUUGACAUUCACACUGCGGUAAUGGACUUUUAUACAAGAUAGAUAGAAGUCAAUCAUAUUUGCCAACUUUAUUCUUGAUGUAGAAGGUAUUAUUAUUAGUGGUUUUAUAUAGCGCAGUACCCCAGCCUAGGCCUGGCCUCACCACGCUGUACAUACCAUUAAACAAAUAUAAUCAUGAACUUAAAAUUUAACAUACAUUAAUUAAAUAAAACAAAACAAAUGUAUAUUAACUCCCCCCAUUCCAGAACUAUUUGCAUGUCAAGCCGUAUUAGAAUUUGUAUUUUUAGCAUUUGCGUUAUUACAUAACAGAUCCUGCGGGACAUACGAUAACUAAGUCUUAAAUAUUAAAAGUUUUUCCAAGCUCCCAUAGCCUAAUAUUUGAAACUUUAAAUAAAAUUAAAAUCUUAUAAUAAUUUUAUAAGAAGGUUGCUCAAAGCUUUGGCAUGAGUAUAUUGAAAUGUUUAAAAAAAAAAGGUUUUAAGUACAGAUAAAUAAUUAAUAAUAUGUUGUUUUGUUGGCCAGUGGGUCUGAGGUUAUUGCUGCCCAUGAUGCUCCUCUAGAAACAAUGCAGGUUUUGGCCACCUGCCAUUCUUUAGUGCAGCUUGAUGAAGAGCUGGUAGGGGAUCCCCUUGAGAAGGCCACCCUCAAAGCUGUGGAAUGGACACUCACUAAAGGUUGGUUUCUUCCAUUAUUGUUUUAUUUGUUAACGCCUUUGAACAUUUUUGCCAAAAAUAUUUUGUUUGUACCGACUAUAUUUCUCUCAAGAAGAAAAAAAAACCUACCCGAAUUGCUGUUAAUAGCAUUUACCACUAAAUUCCCAGAUCCUAGACAAUCAAACACAUUUAUUAUCCCACCUUGAAAGGGAAUAUCACGAUAACUAAUGGCCAUAAACUACUUUAUUUAUCUUGCUUUAUUAGACAUGAAUAAUAGUGGAUUUAAACUUAUCUGGUAGGAAAAGGAAUUCUGUGCCAGAUUAAAUGCGAAGUUUAUUGUUGAAUGUAAAAUAAAUUACCUCUUUAAUACCUUUAAAAAAUAUAUAUUAGACUGUUACAUACAUAUAGAUAUUAUUUAUAUAUUUAAAUAUAUAUAUAUAUAUAUAUAUAUAUAAUAGUCUAGUACAGGGUAGGGCUAGGCUUAUUUUAAAACUAUACACGGUUAUUUUGUCAACCACCACUUAGACUUGCUUCGACUUCGAAAUUGAUGUCACUUUCCCUGCCUGCCCCUGUCUUGGCUGGUUUAAACAGUUUGUUUACAUUUGAAUGCGUUCCAUUUGUACUCAAUAAUGCCAUUAGGUGACACAAUUUCUAGAUUUUCUGUACUAGAACAUUUUGAUUCAAUUUCUAUGUAAAGCCUGCUAGUUUUUCUAACAUAGACUUUCUGAGGCUCAGACUUGCCUAGACUUACCCAAAAGAUAGACUUAGCAAGACUUAUAGAUAGACAUACGAGAACUUUAUAUUAUUGUAUGUAAAAAUUAAUAUUUUGAGAAUUGUAUAUUUUUUUCCACUUACUCUAGUUGAUACACUUUUUGCUUCGGCACUCAAAUUUGUAUUUUUAUGGAAAUUUAUCUAUAUAAUUAAAUAAAUUUUAUAGUAUGACUAGCUUUGGCAUUGUUUUUCUUAACAUACUGUUAAAUCAGUCUUUUGUUACAUAUUUUUUCCUCUGUGAACCAACUAUUAACACAGAUUUAAUAUUUACAACCAUAACUGUAUGUAACAUAGACUCUGACCAAUUUUAUGUGAUGCAUUUUCAUGAUAAUUUUUCUUUUUUAAACCAUUGCCAGGAGAGACGGUCGUCCCGCAGAAAAAGAAAACACACGGACUUAAGAUCUACCACAGAUUUCACUUCCAGAGCUCCUUGAAAAGGAUGUCUGUCAUUGUUGGGCACACACCGCCAGGGAGCACAGAAGUGCAGUACAGUGCAGCUGUGAAAGGUGCACCGGAGACCCUGAAAGCUAUGGUGAGUAACAUGAGUAUUUUGUUGGAUUUAAAUAGAGCCUCCUUGAAACUUAAUGUAUGUCAUAUUUUAAUAGCUGUCAUUUUUGGAAAUUUUUCAAUGGUUGAAAUCUUUAACUGGUUCUAGUGAAAAUGUAGUUGCUCCUUAGCCAAGUAUAAUAGGCAAGCCACUGAAGAAAAUUAUUAAGUAGAACCUUAGCCAAGUAUAGUAGACAAGCCACUGAAGAAAACUUUUAAGCAGAAUGAACUUUUAUAAAAAUGAUACAUUCAGAUUGAUGGUGGGGAAUCAGUGGACAGGGUGUUUCUCCAAGCCUCAACCCCCCUUAGAUUAGAACCUUGAGCUAGAGAAGAGUUUUUUUUUUAAAGGAAUCAGUGUAAAAGCUUACUGUUUGAAUCUCUUCCCAGGUGUCUCCUACUUGUUAUGUUAGUGUGAUGGGUUUUUUUUAGGGAAAAGGGGUUGUGUGGUGGGCUAUUGAGGAUCUAUCAGUAAAAUAAGCUGACAAAUUUGGUUAGCUCUAUUCAAUUUAAAGCAUUUUAGACUUAAACAUUAUUUUGGUGAAAUCUUAAAAUUCUCAUUUCCAUGAUUUAUUUCAUAUGUCUCACUUCUGUCAAUGAAAUUAAUAAAACUGAGUAAAUGAAAUUAUUUGUCUCUUCUAGUUCAGUUCACUGCCCUCAUAUUAUGAUGAGGUCUACCUUAAAAUGGCUAGGAGAGGAGCAAGAGUUUUGGCCCUUGGUCACAAAAAACUUGGAAUUAUGUCUCACCAACAGGUUAGAACUUUCUGAGGAACAAUUCUUAUAUUUGCUUUUCAGACUCAUGAUCAUUUUAUCUUUUAAAAAAUAUAAAAAUAUAGUCUAAGUUGUUUUUUAAAAAUAGUUUUGUACAAUCAUUUUUACAAAGACUUGUUUAAAGGUAGACUUAAUUUUAAAAAAUCAUGAAUUAAUUAGUGUUGAAUUCAUUAACUUUUUUUCAAUAACCAGCAGACACCAUUUCAUGCUGCACUGAUAACAUUGUAGAACAUAGCCAAACAUUUUAUAAAAAAAUAAGUUUUUUGGUAUAUCUAAAUAUCUGUCAAUAAAAAUAUUUUAUCUAUAUAUUAUAUAAGGUACGAGAUGUCACCCGAGAUCAAAUAGAGAGAGAUUUAGAGUUUGCCGGGUUUGUCACUAUCUCUUGUCCACUCAAGUCUGAUUCUAAGGCAGCUAUUAAAGAAAUCAUCAACUCCACUCAUCAUGUAAGUUCUUGGUUAGUUGGACUUUUUAAAAACGUAAUUUGAAGUGGGCUUAAUCUGACACCAACUAGCUAAUAAUGCUUCUUGCCCGUAACCAAUUGCUAAAGCGGUAUGACUUUAAAUUGGUAGAAAAGUUAAUUCACCUCUAUAAUUUACAAGGGGCCUCUUCUAGAAUAUAGUAGAAUUAUCAGGGGCUGUCUCUACAGGUUGCCAUGAUCACAGGAGACAACCCACUGACAGCCUGCCACGUGGCCAAAGAGCUGAAGAUGACCAGGAAAGAAACAACUGUAAUCUUACAGCCUCCAAAUGAACUUGGUAAUUCACUUUCAUGCUUUAGGCUUGCUUUGGGCUUUAUGAUGUCUUCAUGAGACUUGAGGUUUUCAUUUUAAAAAAUAGAUUGUUGCAAGAAAACGGUACAUUUAGUAUAUCAACGUUUUGGAACCAAAAUCAGGAGAAUUAUAUUAUUUCUUUGUAUGUUGAACUGUUGGAUUGAGUGUGCUUGUUUGUUUGAUUGUUUUUUAAAAUGUAAUGAAACCAAGGUCAUAUGCAGAAAUUUAGUGUCAGGAUUCAGCUAGGGCUCUAGCCGGCAUGUUUUUAAUUAGCAUGUCGACCAAAAGGCGUUCGGCCACAACCCCUGGAACGUUACCCUGGGCAACAUUACCACCAUGUAGGGGACCCGCGCUGAAAGGCAAAGGUAACGCACGGAGACUGCGUUAGAACGAGCAUGAUUGCAUGGCCUCUCACCAAGUGCAGACGAAUUAUUUUACUAAACGCAGAAACAGGUUGGGACAUGAUUACAGUUGCCGUAUGGAUAUGAGGUGAAGGUGUGUGGGAACCUUUCACCAGUGAUUCUAAAUAUGCAGACUUGAGGGUACUGCUCCUAGGCAACCUCUCUCUCCCAUCUACGGUGUGAAUUAGUCGUGCUGUAGAAUAACCAUACAAACCCUAGUAGAGGGCGUCGGUCUAAACAACUACGCGGUCCCCCCGGGGUGGUAAGGGGGGACUUUAGAGACGUUAAAUAUCCACCCCAACCCCCUAGAAAGUCCGGCCCGGUUCCUGCGUAAGCAGAAGCCCGGCUGGCCAGGUGUUUCUUCUCUGGGGCUGCCACGCUCAGCGGCCAAUCGAGUGGAGGUCGGGCGUGGCGGUCUUAGGGGCGGAAUGUCCCUGGCGUGCCGCUUCGCGGCCCGAUCGGAAUAAAGACCACUGGGGGAGUGGUUGACGGCCGAUUUGGUUGGCGGGGUGGUGCGUUGGGGAGGACCAUAUGAGCUUCGGCUCGGUGUUCGCUGAUUUUCUUAAGUUAGUUAGUUAGUGUCAGGAUUAAACUUUGGAAGAUUACAGUGAUUUCCCUUUGAACACCAUCACAAUAAAAAAAAAAAAAUUUACCAUUCAUGGGUCAUUUAAAUUAAUCUUAUCAAUGGGGCAGAUGGCACAUUGCAAGGUGGCACAUUGCCAGACAUUUGACACUAGGUUUAAUGGAUCUGAUCUUUUCCCUCAACUUUUCUUUCUUACUCAUUUUUUUCCAUUUCCUUUCACCAUUUCUCCUUUUCUUUCUCUUUUAGUCCUGUCCUUACAUCUUUCAUUUAAAAGUUGUUUUAUUAAAAAAAAGUGUCACCUCCUAAAAUUAAAUUGCAAAUAUAUAUUUAUAAAAAUGUUUUUUUAAAGAAAAAUAUUCCAGUUGACAGAUAAUAUUUUGUAACUAACACUGGAACACAUACUUUUUUUGGACAUCUUUUAUUAAAUAGAGUAGUGGAUUGAUUUGAAAAUUCUUAAGUGGUUCCUCAUACCUCCAACUUUGGUAUAUGAGGUUACAAUGAUAGUAUGGUAAUAAUCAAAAUUUAAUUUUUUUUAUUUAGAUCUAAGAAAUCUUGAUUUUCAAUUCUCUGUUUGCAGCUAAGAACUUAAAACCAUGAUUAAAUCAUUAUUAUCUUGUAUCUAUAAUAUGUGGUUAAAAGUAUCUAAAUAAAAAAAAUUAUUUAUCUAUAUUUUAGCUGAUGAGUGGCAUUGGCAGUCUAUUGAUGACAAGACCAUCAUAAAAGCCAAGCCAAACAAUGUGAAGAAAGACCUGCUCAAUGCAUAUGACUUGUGUCUCACUGGUGAGGUAGGUCAACAAAUGUCUCAUUGGUGAGGUAGAUAUUUCAUUGUCUCACCUGUGAGUUAGUUUGACAUUUAUAUUUCAUCAUGUCUCACUGGUGGAGAUUCGGUAAAGUGACAAGGUGUUUUUGUUGUAGGAACAAUAAAAGUAAACCCUUUUUCCCAAUUAUUUUGUUCCUAGCCAAAAUACCAGGCAUUGCCUGGGGUUCCAUUUAUAAAAUAACUUCAACACCCAUUUAGCUAAAAUCAAAUGUUAAGGGCCCUGUCCAAAAACAUGUCCCAAAGAAAAAAAAAGUUAAAAAUUUCUCAUUUAUAUUAACUUUGGUCAACAUUUCGUUCCCCUUUGUGAUCCGUUUCUGAUGGGAUUCCGUUCCAAAAUUACAUUUGGAUCCUGUUUCCAAAUGGGAUCUCAUUCCAAAGUAAGAUAUCUAAACAAUCUUUUCACCAUAUUGUUGAAAAUGUUUUUAAUUGAACGCAAAGUCAGUUUAAAAUACAAAUAAUAUUCCAAAAAGGGCCAUUUCAAAUGUAAUGUUGAGAAUUUCCAACAUAAUAAAUUUGUUAAAAAAAUUAGUAUCGUAUCUUAAAGCUGUAAUUCAGUCCUGAUAGAUAAGUUAUUUGAAGUCUGUCUUAUCCAUCAUGCCAUAUAAAAUGGCUUAGCUUUCCUAAUAAUGAUAAUUCCAAGUAUAAAAAUGAACUACACAAUUAAAGCAAUAGUGUUUACACUCACAAAAAUAAUACUCUGUCCCAUAGAAAAUGCUUUGCUCCAAUCGCUAAUACACUGAGAAUUUAAUGAUUUACAGCAACUUCUAUAUAAACUGCACGGCUACAAAAUAAAUAUCAUUAAACAUUUAAACAUUUUAUUCAACUAAUUAUGCAUUACUUUUUUUCUCAGUUAUCAUAAUUUAAAUACAGAGGUCUUUAAAAUAAUGCUAGGUCGUCAUUUGAUGUGAAUGUAAGGAACACAGCAUUAAUUAUCAAUAAGCCCCAAUCAACAAAUAUGAAAGAAAAAGUGUUUUUUAAAUAAAUACAAGAUUCCAAAAGAACAAAUAAUGUUUGAACCCACCUAUUUCAGUUUUUAAAUCUAUGUAAUGCCACUAAAUUUGAGAAGCUUGUAGAUAAAAUUAGUCAUUGCGUGCUGCUUUGACCGAUCAGAGUUUGCCGUGGCUGGUCUGACGUGCCCUUUUUUAGCAGACGUUGGUAACUUAGUUCCAAGCCUUUGACUAUGGAUACUACAAAUGGGGUGUUCACAAAAGUAUACAAGUUUUAUAAUAAAUUGAAUAGCCUUUGAUAAUAUUUAUUUUUGCUAGCUGUAAAAUGAUUUUAUUAUUAAAAAAAACGCGAUUUGAAUUCUAAAAUCGACGUUGUUUAACAUUUAAUUCUGUUUUAUAGCUAGCAAAAUUAUACCAUAGUUAAGAAAUAUAUUUCCUCUUUCUAGAUCAGUUGCCUCUGAACACUCCUGCAUAAUUGUACAGUUUCUCUGUGAGGUGUUGGGACCCAAUAAAAAUUUUAUCCAGACAGUGCAAUUCUCAGUGAUUCGUUUAGAAUACCUAUUAAAAUUGUUAUUAUUCCUGGAUUUAUCUGCUUAUUAACUUAGAAAAUAAAAAUGACAUUUAAUGAAUUCUGUAUUAAUUGUACAGGCUCUGACAUAUCUGCAAGCUGACAACAAGAAAUACUUUCACCUGCUCCUUGCCAACACUAAAGUUUUUGCCAGAGUAGCCCCUAAACAAAAGGUAAAAAAUAAGAUUAAAUUGAAAAAUCAGACUUGUGAUAAAUCAAUAAAAAUGCGGAGCUAUUUGGUUAUGGAAUUUCUGAAAUUUUAAAAAUCAUUUUACGAUUAUUUAAUUAUGCAACAAAUGUUGAAGCUGCUAUUCUGAAAAUUAACAUGUCUCAAAGAAGAAAUUUAAAUUGCCAUUAAGGAUACUAUGGUGCAUCAUUUCAUUUAUUGUUCACAUAGUAGCAAUUUUUAUUGGUCUAAAAACGAAGUGAAUCAUAAAAUGAUUUGUUUUAAAAUUAUCUUGGGAUGUCUGAACUUGUUACUCUGCUGUGAAUGCAAUCAGUGUUAGCUUCUGAUGUGCAUGCAGUGUUAGUUUCUGAUGUGCAUGCAGUGUUAGUUUCUGAUGUGCAUGCAGUGCUAGUUUCUGAUGUGCAUGCAGUGUUAGUUUCUGAUGUGCAUGCAGUGUUAGCUUCUGAUGUGCAUGCAGUGUUAGUUUCUGAUAUGCAUGCAGUGUUAGUUUCUGAUGUGCAUGCAGUGUUAGUUUCUGAUGUGCAUGCAGUGUUAGUUUCUGAUGUGCAUGCAGUGUUAGUUUCUGAUGUGCAUGCAAUGUUAGUUUCUGAUGUGCAUGCAGUGUUAGUUUCUGGUGUGCAUGCAGUGUUAGUUUCUGAUGUGCAUGCAGUGUUAGUUUCUGAUGUGCAUGCAGUGUUAGUUUCUGAUGUGCAUGCAAUGUUAGUUUCUGAUGUGCAUGCAGUGUUAGUUUCUGAUGUGCAUGCAGUGUUAGUUUCUGGUGUCUACCAUACCAUGAUGUCAUUCCAGGAGCUGAUCAUCACUACAUUAAAGUCCCUGGGCUAUGUCACACUGAUGUGUGGAGACGGUACAAAUGAUGUCGGUGCUUUAAAACAUGCAGAUGUUGGUGAGUUAAUUUGACAUAGUGUUGACUUUCUUGGGUUGUCAAUUUUAUCCAAUAAUGUCAAUGAAAUGUAUCAUCUAUUUAAGCAGGAACUAAAAAGUUGUAUCCGGAAAUUUGAUCGAAAGAAAUUUCGUCAACGGUAAAUUGAUCGAAGAGAAAUUUGGUUGAAUCUUUUUUUCAGUUUUCACGUUAAAAUUGUGCUUCAAAUUUCUUUUUGAACCCAUUAUUUUGUUUUACUAUAUAAUAUAGUGCGUUCAAAAAGAGAUUUGACGAAAAUUUUAACGUGUGAACUGAAAAAAAUUUUCAACCAAAUUUCCGUUCAAUCAAAUUACCGUCAAUCAAUUUAUCGUUGACAAAAUUUCUUUCGAUCAAAUUUACGGUAACCCUAAAAAGUUAUUUUUUUUUUACAUUUAUUUUUUUACUUUUUUUUUCAAAUUUUAAAAAAAAAAAAAGUAAAAAAUUUGUUUGUUGUAAUGACUAAAAAAAUUUUUAACCAAAUUUCCGUUUAAUUAAAUUAACUUCAAUCAAUUUAUAGUUUAAAAAAUUUUUUUCGAUCAAAUUUAAGGUAACCCUAAAAAGUUUUUUUUUUUUUACAUUUAUUUUUUUACUUUUUUUUUCAAAUUUUAAAAAAAAAAAAAGUAAAAAAUUUGUUUGUUGUAAUGACGGGAAAAAAAAAUGUAAUACUUUUUACAAAAAAUCUCUGUUUCUUUCAUGCUAUUCUUAAGCAGCAGUGUUUAUUUUUUAAACUAACAAUUUUUGCUGGCAUAAAUUUACAACAAAAACAAAAAUCAUUUAAACAUACAUGUACUUCUAAACAUCAAUUUGUGCUCAGGUGUUGCCCUUCUUGCCAAUGCUCCGGAAAAACUCCCCGAAAAGAAAAAGAGAGAGGAAGCCAUGCAGGCAAGCGCUUUAUAAUAUUAUUUCAGUAUUUUUAUCAGAAGAUAAUGCUUUUUAAUUUUUAAAAAAUUGAUCAUUGAUUUGAUUAAAUUUUUUCAGUCAUUAAAAAGAAACCGAUGAUCCCACAAUAAAAAGUGGGCUAAAUUUCUUAUGGGAAUAUUAAAAGUAUUAUAGCUUAUGACUGUGUUAAUUUUGCUCCUUACUAAAUGGUUAUUUUGAAAAUAUUAAAUUAAUUGAUUACUGUUAUUACCGUAAUAAAAAAAAACACCCCUGCAUUUCAUAUAGGAUGGAGACAUUGGGAGCCCUGUGGACAAACAAUCUGUUGCUGGCCCCAGCCAACGGGCUCUUGCUGGUCGGCCCAUGGGUAGAGUGGCCAAGCAAAGGGCUGUUAACAGGGGAGACAAUGUACAUCCUCAACAGGUAGAUCAUGAACUUUGACCCAUAAAAAAAAAAUCCAACUGCCAGUAUUUAUAAAAUGUUAAAAGAUUCAUCAAAUGAGUUCUGUAACUGACAUAAUAAUAUUCAUUAGGUGCUGCCUUGCUAUCUUAAAAAUUAUUACUUGUCUAAAAAUGUUAGUUUCCUUGACACCCUAACAAUAAAAUGUAGACACAUUAGUUGAAAACUUAAAAAAAAAUUCCUUGAUUCCCUAUCUUGCUGGUUUGAUUCUUAUGAUUUAAUCUGUAGAAAAAACUUCAAAAUUUGCUCAAAGAGAUGGAGGAGGAAGAGAAGGCUCAAGUGAUCAAGUUGGGAGAUGCCAGUAUUGCAUCACCAUUCACAUCCAAACUCUCAACUGUCAUGAGUGGUAAGUUCUAUUUAAAGUUGGCCUCAUGAUAUUAACUGUCAUCUAAUAAGGGUGUAAUAUUUAAAAAUUCUAAGAUAAAGCAAUGCUUUCUGUAUGUGUCCUGUCUAAUGCGGCUGUAAGAUUUUUGUGAAUAAAGGAAACAAAUUAUCUAAUUAAAAUCACAGUGCUCAUCUUAUACAGAUAGUGAACAAAGCAUGUUUGCAAACUUAUUCUUCAGACUUGAUAUAUAUCAAAAAUGAAAAUGAUGGCUUAACUUGAUGUUACAGAUCAAAAUUGAAUAUAGUUUCUAGUCAUAAAAUUUGUUGCAGAGCUCACCUUGCUGUGAUAUUUUUCAUUUACCUUUAAUCCUUAUAUUAUAAAUCCUUUAUAUUAACUUCGUUUUUGUUGGCGUUUCUUUCUGGAAAGGGACAUUGUGGCCAAUUAUUGUCCCUUCAGACAGUUAUAUGGUUAAAGUAAUUUCAAAAUAGUGAAUUAACCUGAAAAAAUUCUCUCCAAACACGUAACAUAAGUGCUCACUAUUUUUCCUCUACCAGUUUGUAAUAUAAUAAAGCAAGGCCGCUGCACACUAGUCACAACACUACAGAUGUUUAAAAUUCUGGCCCUGAAUGCUUUAGUCUUAGCCUACAGCCAGAGUGUUCUGUAUCUGGAUGGCAUCAAGUUCAGUGAUGGUCAGGCCACCAUGCAAGGCUUGCUGCUGGCUGGUUGUUUCUUGUUUAUAUCCAGGUCUAAGGUAAGGGUAUCUUUAUAUUGGUGGCUGAAGGAUUUCUCUCAAAUUGACAUUUACCUAUUUGCUUGAAGAUCCAAAUAUCUGUUAUAGGCUAAACCAAAUGUUGACAAUUAUACAAAUAAAUUUAAGGCAUUUCUUUUUUUGCUUUUGGUACAAUGGACAUCACAUCAAGCAUAAGAAAAACCCACAAAAAUUCUCCCACCUGUUUGGUAUAAGAACUAAACACUAUGUAAUAUAUGGUAUAAGAGCUAAACACUGUGUAAUACAUGUUUUAACAACUAAACACCAUGUAAUGUAGCCUAGUCUGUGAGGCUCUCGUCAAUAGAUAUUUAUGCUAGCUUUGUAUAGUGAAUAUGCAUUACAAUCUCAAUGCUGUCAUAUUGUUUAAUAUUAGUUUUCAUUCUUAUUGGCUAUCAAUUGGCUUGUGAUUAACUGAACUACUGACUUGAAAUAGUAGGACACGAUAUGUGGAAGCUUGAACCAAACGACAGGACAAGAAGAUAGGAACGUUUCGGCUAAGAGCCUUCCUCAUCAGACAGGACAAAUGAAUUUUAUUAUUCUGACUUGAAAUAAAAAAUGAAUAUUCAUUAUGUCCAAUUAAUCCUGUUCAUCAACAUUAUUUUUGAUAUUUGAAUCAUUUCCAUUCAAACAAUGAUUUGUCUUUAAUAUCACCUCAUCAUGCCUAUAUUGAACAGAUAGAUUCCAUUUCCCAUUGUGUUCUUUGUCACACAACCUGCAGAGAGGUACAUAAGGUAUAUUGUCAACUUAUCAUGCGUUCAAUGAAUCCAACUCUCCACAGCCACUGAAAACUCUGUCCAAAGAGAGACCACUUCCAAAUAUAUUCAACUUGUACACCAUUCUCACAGUUUUCCUCCAGUUCUGUGUACACUUCUCCUGUCUUGUUUACCUGGUGCAGGAAGCCAAAUCUCGAAUGCCCAAAAGGUAAUAAUAACACAAUAAAGUAAUUGAUCAUGAUAGUAAACUUGAAGACUCUGCUCAUGAUUUAACAAUCUUCUAAAAGAUUUUUUAAAUGAAUUGAAUAAAGUUGCAUGCAAUCUUUGAACAGGCUCAGUGUAGGCCAGUUGACCUGUUUUCACACUGGACUUUAUAUAAAAUUAUAGCAAUAAUGUCAAUUAAUUGAAAAGAAAAAGGAGGCACAGUUCAAUGGGUAAAACAGUUUAUAAUCCCCAGAUCUCUAUUGUAAUUUCAUAGAAUAAAUCAAUUAUUUGGCUUUACCAUUCAAUGUCUGACUACAACCUCAGAGCCCAGGAUUUGUUAUUCCUGCCAUUCCGUCAUGAUUAUUCAGUAAUUUAUCAACUGCUAAAAUUGCCCAGGGGGUCAAAAGGUUGCAUUUAUUUUUCCAGGGAAGAUGGAGACUUUGUAAAGCUGGAUAAAAAGUUUGAGCCUAGUAUCCUCAACACAACAGUUUACAUCAUUUCUAUGUCUCUACAAGUCUCCACUUUUGCCGUCAAUUAUAAGGUAUGAUGUCUCUGGGUUGACCAUCAAUUUAUAAGGUAUGAUGUCUCUGGGUUGACCAUCAAUUUAUAAGGUAUGAUGUCUCUGGGUUGACCAUCAAUUUAUAAGGUAUGAUGUCUCUGGGUUGACCAUCAAUUUAUAAGGUAUGAUGUCUCUAGGUUGACCAUCAAAAUUUUUAAGGUAUGAUGUCUCAAGGUUGACCAUCAAUUUAUUAGGUAUGAUGUCUCUGGGUUGACCAUCAAUUUAUAAGGUAUGAUGUCUCUGGGUUGACCAUCAAUUUAUAAAGGUAGCCAGCAUAUUCUGGAUGUGUAGCAUUCUGUAUCCUCAAGUAAACAGUUUUUGUCACUAGGAACAAAUAUGAUGGAAAGGAAAUAUAAUAUUAUGUCAUAUUAAUUAGGUCGUGUGCUACUCAUCUAGAGCAGGCCUGCACAACUCAAAAUGUAAGGCGGGCCGUAAUACGUUAUGAAAAACUUGUGCGGGUCAAAAGAAAAUAAGACUGGACUUGUGCGGGCCAAAAAAAUAUAGGUCAGGGGGACAGCUAAAAAGAAAAUAAUAAGAAUAAAGAGUUUUUCGUUGCCUUGCGGGCCACAAAGUGGGUGCUGGCAGGCCUGUUGUAUCUUGUGCAGGCCUGAUCUAGAGAACCAGAUGUUAUAAAAUAAUAAUAAGGGGUCUUAUAUAACGCGGUACCCCAGCCUAAGGCUGGGCUCACUGCGGUGUACAAAAAUUUUUUAUCAAAAGAGACAUAAUCAUGACAUUAAAAUAAAAUACAUUUAUGAAAUAAAGAAUGUCAAAAAAAUUUAUAUUCACCCACCCCACCACAAAACCUUUUACAAGGCAAACUCAUUUUUUGUUUUUUUUGUUUUGUAUUGACAGGGUGAGCCCUUCAUGGAGCGACUUCGAGACAAUAAACCGUUAAUCUACAGUUUGCUGUUUUCUACUUGUGCUGUGCUGGUGCUGGCCAGUGGUGUCAUCCCUGAGCUGCAGCAGCAGUUUGAGCUGGUCGAACUUCCUUAUGAGGUCAGUCUGAUAAACAGGAGCUAAAUAGUGAGACAAAACAGCAGUGAAGGUUUAUAUACUGUAUUUUUAUUAAGACAUGGCUGUCAGACAGGUGUCUAUUAUUCUAUAGAUGAAGCUGUAGCCUUUUUUAGAAAAUAAUCUAGAAAUAUAAAUAUAAAAUUUUGAAAAAUACCCCCCAAAAAAACAACCACUUAUUCAUGACAUCUUAAUUUACAUUUAUUAGUUAAAACAUUCUUUGGUUUUAGGGUUAUUACUAGGCCCUUAAUUGAAAAGUACAGUUUAAUUGGAAUUUGGAAAAGAGGGUGGGGGAGAGAGACAGGGACAUGCAUUUAGCCAGUUGGGGGGGGGGGGGGAGAGACACAGGGACAUACAUUAAGGCAGGGGGGGAGAGACACGGGGACAUACAUUAAGCCAGNGCAUUAAGCCAGGUGGGGGGGGGGGAGAGACACGGGUGACAAACAUUAAGCCAGUAUUUUUGAUUGUCCCUUUCAAUAUUUGGUCAAAAUGUUCAAUGCAGAUCAACUCUAAAAGUGACUUAUGGAACAUCAAAUGACUAUUUUUGUUGUUUUGUUUUCCUUCUCAGUUUCGUAAUACAGUGCUGGGCAUUGUGAUCGGAGACAUCGUGUCAGUGUUUCUCAUUGAUAGGAUCAUUCAGUUUUUGCUUGGAGGUGGAAAGUUGAAGUCUACAUGUUGAGCUUGAUUGGGUUAGAGCAUCUCAUACAACAAAUAUCGUAUUCAGAAUGUAUGUCAGCUGCUUCAUAAUGUUUAUGAAGUCUUCUUAAUGGACGAGAGAGAGAAAGAGAGAGAGAGAGAGAGAGUCAGGGAGUAAUGAAAAUGCACACAGGCCUGUUGCUGUUUGUGUGUAUGGUAGAUGAGUAUAAGGGAAGGAAUCUUCAUCCAACAUAUGCUGUAUUUAUACCUCUACAUCUGAAUUUUUCUUGUAUGAGUUGUAAUAUUGAUUUCAAAAAUGGUAUGACUAUUGUAGCUAAUGGUAUGACUAUUGUAGCUAACUCUAUUUUUGUAAGGAGAGCAGGGGGGUGGGGGGCUUUUCAGAUUGUUCUCAUUUUUUUAACAACUAACAAAUUGAAGAACUUGCAAUGCCAUUUUUGUUCCCUUCCCAAAUUUCAAAUUUUUCAUUCCAGCCAUUUGAAAUACACCGCACCUAUUGGUUUUGAUUGUAUCAAGGAUUUUCAUGAGAAAAAAAAGGUUACAAUCACAAUCAAUAUCAAUCAAACUAUCAGAAAAACCAUCUCAUAACAAGAGUCAGCUUGUGAUUUUUUUGUUUGUUUACACUUAAUGCUUACAAUUUAAAAACAAUUUGGUCAAUUAAAAAUAAAAAACCAGCAUAUAAAAAAUGUAUUUCAUUUUUUCCCCCCUUACUUCAUCAUCAUUGAGACGCAGCCAUUAAUUGAUGUUUCUAAUUCGUAUUUUACUCUGACAUUUCACACUCAAUUUUGUCUGUCAGUUCCUCAUCUUUUACUCAUCAAUUUUUGUUCACCACCCGUUACAUUGAAUCAAAAACUUUUUAAGGCUGUUGAUAACCGCUGAGUGCUCCGCUGAGUGCUCCGCUGAGUGCUCCGCUGAGUGCUCCGCUGAGUGCUCCGCUGAGUGCUCCGCUGAGUGCUCCGCUGAGUGCUCCGCUGAGUGCUCCGCUAGAGUAACUUGAGCGUUCUUUACUUUUUUGUUAGGGGUAGAUUAAUAACCCCCUCCCCCCAUUUGAUGAUAUCAGCUUGGCUAACUAUGACUUGACAUUGUGCGUAUCUGAUAUUUGAUGAUAUCAGCUUGGCUAACUAUGACUUGACAUUGUGCGUAUCUGAUAUUUGAUGAU
Messenger RNA from Lymnaea stagnalis (great pond snail), 19458 nucleotides. NCBI's taxonomy places the organism in Eukaryota, Metazoa, Mollusca, Gastropoda, Lymnaeidae. The record is from the annotation of a GenBank genome assembly.